Hevea brasiliensis (rubber tree) is the source of this 2874-nucleotide messenger RNA. RefSeq names its product putative disease resistance protein At3g14460. The record is from RefSeq and is a predicted model, not a curated record. Lineage: Eukaryota; Viridiplantae; Streptophyta; Magnoliopsida; Malpighiales; Euphorbiaceae. Bases 97 to 2295 code for a protein of 732 amino acids. The transcript is spliced from 2 exons.
UAUCUUUUAUUCCUAAUUCAAUUGCAACAGGUAAUACAUGGUUUAUUGCAGACACUCGGUCGUCCCCUACGAGUACUAUCUUUAUCUCAGUAUCAAAUGGUUGAUUUGAGUGAUUCAAUUAGCAAAUUCAAGCUACUACGAUAUCUGAAUCUCUCUGGAACAUCAAUCAAAAGCUUCUCCACACCUACCAAACUGUAUUUCUUGCAAAUUUUGAUCUUGCGUGAGUGUCCAAACUUAGUUGCGUUGCCGAGUAACAUGUCAAAAUUAAUCAAAUUAUGUCAUCUUGACAUUAGAGGAACUGAACUGCAAGAGAUGCCACCACAAAUGGGUGAACUCAAAAAGCUCCGGAAGUUGACUGAUUUCUUUCUAGGAAAACAGAGCGUGUCUAGCAUCAAGGAAUUGGGGAAGCUUCAAGAACUUCAGGGAGAGCUUUGUAUCUGGAAUCUCCAGCACGUUGAGAAGGCCAAAGAUGCUGCAGAAGCCAACUUGUGCGGUAAGGAGAAACUUGUGAAAUUGGAGUUGAGAUGGGACUGGGACAUCCAAGCUAAUAUUGAUCCGAAGCAUGAAAAAAGUGUGCUAGAGUCGUUAGAACCCCAUAAAGGUCUGGACUAUCUUUCAAUAUAUGGUUAUGGAGGUACCAGAUUUCCAGAUUGGGUAGGACACUCUUCUUUUUCUUGUAUGGUGUCGCUGGAGUUGAGUGGAUGUGGAAACUGCUCUUCUUUGCCACCACUUGGGCAGCUACCAUCUCUAGAAUAUCUUACUAUCGAAUCCUUCAAUAAAGUUGAGGUUGUUGGUCGUGAGUUCUAUGGAAGUUGCACAUCCAUGAAGAAGCCAUUUGGAUCUUUGAAAGUACUGAGAUUUUCAUAUAUGAGAGGAUGGCGUGAGUGGAUUUCAUGUGAAGGAGCCUUUCCUGUCCUUCAAGAGCUUCACGUAAGGAGAAGUGACAACCUAAAGAAGGCUGCCCUGCCUGGUCAUCUUCCUUGUUUAACAAUACUAGAUGUUGGUGGUUGUCAGCAGUUUGCAGCUGCACUUCGAGGGGCUCCAGCUAUAUUUAGAGUGAUGACUGCAGAUGUGCAAUUGGAGAAACUGCCUUCUGGGUUGUACAGCCUCAUAAGUUAUAGAUUCGAGUUUGCAACGGAGAUAAUGGAAAGAAUUGGUCUUCUUCCUAAUGCUUUAGAAGAAAUUGUAAUCUAUGACUCUUAUUCACUUGGGAGCUUUCCACUAAAGUUGUUUAGUGAGGUAAAGACUCUUAAAGUAGGAAGAUGUGGAAAUCUGGAUGAUUUUUUUACACCUGAGGCAAAUGCGAAUUUUACAUCUCUUGAUUCCUUGGAAAUUAAGGAAUGCCGUUACUUUGUAUCUUUUCCUGAAGGAGGAUUGCCCGCCUCAAAUUUGACAAGACUUUCAUUAUAUGAUUGCUCGAGUUUGAAGUCACUACCUCAGAAUAUGCGCUCUCUUCUCUCUUCCCUUGUUGAUUUGAGUAUAUUGCGUUGUCCAGCGCUAGAGUCGUUUCCUAAGGAUGGGCUACCCUCCUCCCUUUCUUCUCUAAGUAUCCGUUAUUGUCCACAACUCGAGCCAUUUCCAAAAGGAUGUUUGCCUGAAAAAUUAGAAUCGCUGGAUGUUGGCCAUGAUUGCAACAAACUGAUCGCAGGCCACAUGCAGUGGGAUCUGCAAACCCUCCCCUCUCUCGUGAAAAUUGCUAUUGAAAGCUGUGACGAUGUGGUAGCUUUUCCAGGGGAGAUGCUGCUGCCAUCUACUCUUAUCUCUCUUGAAAUUAAUGGUUUUCAAAACCUGAAAUCCAUAGACUACAAGGGACUUCAAGACCUCAAAAAUUUGACAGUAGUCAAUUGUCCAAAGCUUGAGUUGUUUCUGGGAGGGGUUUUGCCAUCUCAAUUAGAAUCACUUCGCAUUUAUCAGUGCAGCAAACUCAUUGCUCACCUCAUGCAUUGGGAUUUGCGAGCAGUGUCCUCUCUUUUGGAGCUUACCAUUGAUGGGUACGAUGGCGUUGACAUGGUCUCCUUUCCUGGGAAGAUGCUGCUGCCAUCCGCUCUUACCUCACUUAAUCUCUACAGUCUUGAGAAUCUGAAGUUUCUGGACAAGGGGCUUCUACACCUCACCUCUCUUAAAAAAUUGAGGAUAGAUCGAUGCUAUAAUCUUCAAUCCCUGCCUGAAGAAGGGCUGCCGUCGUCCAUUACUUCGCUAGAUAUCGUUGUUUGCCGUUUGUUGCAACCGAAGUGUGAAUUAGGUGGGGAAUAUUGGCCAUUGAUUUCUCAAAUCCCUCAAGUAAUGAUGGACUAGAUGAUCUCUGGUUUAUCUUUCAUCCAAACUCUUGAAGUAUUGGAGCAUCAAAUCUCCACAACAGUAGAUUCAAAAAUCUAGAGGCUUGUAAUUGAUUCCACUCUGAGCCCAAUUCCAGGUGAACUAUGAUGUUGUGUUUCGCAAUUGGAAAGUAUUUUUGGUGGACAAAAUCUAUGGUCAAAUUAUCAGUCCUUGGGAGAAGCGACAGCCAUAUUCGCGCAAUUGGGCUACUAAUGCAGGGUGCAAAAUCCUGGCAAUGACAUUAAUAUCUUUCCACUAGCUGUCUGCUGCAAUCGAGAGAGUAGUAUUGUGAUGCAUUUUAUUCUCUCCGAUUAUUCUCUCCCCAUUCCAUUGUAUUUGCUAACACAUGCAAAUUAUUUUUAUGAGAUCAGAAACAUUUUAAAGCAAAUUUGCUUCAUUUUUGCUUUGCAAUAUUCUUAAGAGAUAUCUUUUUAUUUUUGAUUUGAGGGUUGAAGUUUAGAUUACUUGACAAACUACUUUCAAGAAUAAAAAAUUCAUAAAAUGCUCAUGUAUACAUACCUAAAAUAUUCCUUAAAUAAAAUGGGGGAAUAUUUUCUA